Molecule: messenger RNA, 1432 nt
Organism: Ailuropoda melanoleuca (giant panda)
Lineage: Eukaryota; Metazoa; Chordata; Mammalia; Carnivora; Ursidae
Gene: CD3E
Product: CD3 epsilon subunit of T-cell receptor complex
Exons: 9
Coding region: 217-822 (201 amino acids)
Biological process (GO): positive thymic T cell selection; cell surface receptor signaling pathway
Cellular component (GO): external side of plasma membrane; alpha-beta T cell receptor complex; membrane
Molecular function (GO): transmembrane signaling receptor activity
Source: RefSeq, a predicted model, not a curated record
CAUCUCUCCCCAGCCAACCCAGGUGGCUGCCUCUGCCUCGAACGUUUCCAAGUGACGUAGAGCCCUACAGGCCCAGAGGCCCCUCUACACUUCCUGUGUGGGGUUCAGAAUCUCGCCUCCCCUCCCAGCCCUAGGUGCCUGCUUCGGAAAAUGAAGUAAUAAGCCACCGGCCUCCGCCAUCUUAGGUAGAAUAAGGAUCCAUCCAGUGAGAGAAGGAUGCAGUCCGGGAAACUCUGGAGAAUUCUGGGACUCUGUCUCUUAUCAGUUGGCGCUUGGGGGCAGGAAGAGCCUGAGGAACCUCUGGGCGAAUCGACAGCUCCACUUCUGAGAGAAGGGUAUAAAGUCUCCAUCUCUGGAACCAGGGUAGUGCUGACGUGCCCUGAGGAAGCUGAAGCUGAAAAUCUAAAAUGGGAAAAAGAUAAUGUACUUUUAACUGAUUUUCAUGGAAAACAGCUCUCUGUGGAGCAUUUUUCAGAAAUGGAGGACAGUGGUUUUUAUACCUGCUAUGCAGACCACUCAGAGAAGAACUAUCUCUACCUGAAAGCAAGAGUGUGUACGAACUGCAUGGAGGUGGAUCCGAUGGCAGUGGUUGCAAUCAUCACAGCGGACCUCUGCAUCACCCUGGGCUUGCUGCUGCUGGUGUAUUACUGGAGCAAGAACAGAAAGGCCAGUGCCAAGCCUGUGACGAGAGCAACGGGUGCUGGUGGCAGGACUAGAGGACAAAACAAGGAGAAGCCACCACCUGUUCCCAAUCCAGACUAUGAGCCCAUCCGGAAAGGCCAGCAGGACCUGUAUUCUGGUCUGAAUCAGAGAGGCAUCUGAUGGCUGCUGAGGACACCGCCUCCUAUGGGCCCAGGUCUGGCUUCUCCGGGGCCUGCUACUCCCUGCACCCUGGGUAAAUCCUGGACGCCAGAAGAGAAUUGUUCCUCUGCCUUCUGGAGAACUCACACCCUGCAGCCUUGUCCACAGCUCCCUCCAUCCUGCAUUCUCUGCUGGCACCCAGUCCUAGGCUAUCACUGCCUCCUCAUCCUUGUGAAACAUCAUGGCUCCUCAUGCCCUCACACCCGGACUGCCCUUUUGUCAGGGUAUUUAUUUCUAUUAUUCACCCCCCACCACCACCAGUUCCUUCCCACCCUGCAGAUGUCCCUGCUUCCUUUCCUUCCCCUUUUCCUGGGCAGAAUUGCUCCCGGCCCUAACGAUUCCGUCUACCUUUCCGUUUUUCCAGCUCUCUCUUUGACGACCCUUUGUGGGGAUGGACUGGGUAACUCUGGCGGGGGUCCUGCCCCAUUCACAGACCCUGGCCCAGAGCCAGCCCACUGCUCCCUACCCCAGGUCUUCCCUGCACCCCUGGGUGAUCAUUUGCGUCUUCAUGAAUAGGUUAAGCUCCCUGUCAACUGAGAGAGAAAAGAAAUAAAUGUAUUUGGCAGAAAGA